AUGUCUUUGGAUAUUGGGUCUGCUUCGAGUUCCAAAGCCAUGGGAUCUGAUGAGAAAGAUGAGGGGAAAUCGAUCUCUGGGCCGAAUUCAUUGGAUUCUAAGGCUGAGGAAAAUGUUGUGGGGAUCAGCAGGAAAAUGAGUGAGAGCUCUAUCUGCACCACUGAGGAUGAAAAUGAUGAUGACGAUGAUGUUGAUCCCAAGAUUCAGUUGGGCCCUCAAGUUACCCUCAAGGAAUUGUCUGAGAAAGAUAAGGAUGAUGAGAGUUUGAGGAGGUGGAAAGAACAGCUUCUUGGGAGCGUGGAUAUUAAUGCUGUUGGAGAAAGUCUUGAUCCUGAAGUGAAAAUAUUGAGCCUUGCAAUAAAGUCCCCAGGCAGAAGCGAUAUUGUCCUACAAAUCCCCGAGGAUGGAAACCUGAAAGGCACAUGGUUUACUCUUAAAGAAGGAAGCCAAUAUAACCUUAAUUUUACCUUUACUGUCAAAAACAACAUUGUAUCUGGACUCAAAUACAAGAACUCUGUCUGGAAAACCGGCAUUAGAGGUUAA
Messenger RNA from Striga asiatica, 543 nucleotides. The record is from the annotation of a GenBank genome assembly. Lineage: Eukaryota; Viridiplantae; Streptophyta; Magnoliopsida; Lamiales; Orobanchaceae.